AAUUGAUGGAUUAAACCAAAACAAGUCCAUUUAGUAUCAAACAUCAGCAAGAGUGAGACGUAUUUUUAAUUAAUAUGAAUUUCCAUUAAUAAUUAAAUAAAAAUGAAUUCUUCGUCAAUUGGUUUGUCCGAAUAUCAAACAGAUGCUGAGUUAAGAAAGGUUGAACUGUUCGUUGGAUAUCCCGAUCAGUUAUUGAAGUUUGUUUCUGUGUGCUGUAUGCUAUUUAUAAUAAUCGGAGUGCCAGGGAACCUUAUAACUGUUAUAUCACUCAAACGAUUCAAGCAGGUUCAAAAUGCAACAGCCAUAUUCAUAAUCAAUUUGUCUGUGGCGGACCUUCUGUUCUGCGCGUUGGUCCUGCCCAUGGUCAUGUUUUCAUACUGGACGCACUCCUGGGUGCAUGGAAAGGUGUUGUGUCGGCUAUUUCCAUUAUUUAACUACACAUUAGUCAUAGUGUCGUUAUACAAUAUAGUCGCAAUAGCAAUCAUCAGAUACGUCAUAGUGUGCCAUCCGAUGAAGUAUCAUAAAAUAUACACUAAAAGAAAUAUCCGCAUAAUGCUGGCUGCUUUGUGGAUCUUUUCUGUGGGCUUCAUAUCACUUCCAUUCUUUGAGAUAUGGGGACAAAUGGGCCUGGACCCAAAGGCCGGAUCGUGUACCAUUAUACCAGACAAAAACAAUGGCAACCCCAAAAAAACCAUCGUAUCGUCGUCAAUUAUCAUAGCUUUCGUUACAAUAUUCCUGUGUUAUAUACGCAUUUUAAUGGUAGUAAAAAAAUCUGCCUUGAGAAUCAAAAGUCACAAUAACACGAACACUGCAAACGUCAGCAGUGAUGAAUCUACCGACUCGUCUAAUAACACAGAUGUGUCAGACAUUGCCGAAACUGAUGCAGCAAACGAGCAGCCCCAAAUGCCUCAGUUUACCUUCCAACAAGGAAAUGAGAUGAAGAAGAAACUAUUACCGACGAAGAAAGACAAGAAACUACGCACAAUGGUGCUCGUUAUAAUGAUCUGUUUGUUUGUUUGUUACUUUCCUAUGACACUAACGAAGAUGCUAUACAGCCACGUAGAUACAUACCCAGUAUUUAAUAUUAUAAGUUAUAUUUUGAUAUACGCCGCCCCUUGUAUCAACCCUGUGUUGUAUGUAUUCAUGUCAAAAGAGUUCAGACAAGCUUAUAAAUCUCUGUUUAGCAUAAAUAAAUAGUUACAGUUAUAGAUAGUGGCAUGCGUAAUAAUUAUUAUUUACGAUGAAAGACUAUUUUCACGUCUAUUUGUUAUGUUUGAGUCCUUAAUUUUUUUAUACUUAUCGUCCUCUCUACUAUACGGAAUAUACGCCGCGAAAUGUAAAGUACGAAAUAAGGACCUAUCUUGUUCGAUUAUUUGACGGUACGGUUACACAAGGUAUACCGGCUAUAUAAAGCCCGUCGUAGUGUGGAGCGGCUCUUUGCCUAAAAAAAAAGUCCUACCGUAAUAGUAUUAGCAUUAAGUGAACAAUAUUAAAUGAUAAUUACAUUGUACAAUGUAUAUUUUACAACUUUGUUGUAUGUUAUUUAUAUUUUAAGAUUUACAAGGUAAAAUGAAGUGGGAGGAAAAACAGUGUGUAAAAUUACAAAAAACAUGUGUUACAAAACAUGAUGAUACUUAUAAUUGACUGAAGUGAUGAAAUGUGUUUAAUUGUUAUUAGUUAAAUUAUGAAAAAAAUACUAUUUAAAGCUACAAUGUAUUUUAAUAAGAAAAAUAAUUCAUUUAAUCUCUAAAUUACCUACAAUUAGUGACCGGACGCAUUCCGAUGCAAUCAAGAAGCACCGUUAAGAAAAUUAAAUAAGUACAGAAAAUAAAAUAUUAUUCAAUGAAAAUAUUCAUUCAUCAAACUGGAGCAAAGAUGUGUGUUUUGAGAGCAAAACUCAAAGCAUAGCAUACAGGGCAGAUGCAAAGUUGGUUGAAACCGUCAGAAAGUCUCCGGGGAACUAAAAAUAUCGGAUGAAAGUUGGCCAAGAAAGCCUUUGCAUGUCUUCAAUCUUGCACGGCUCGCAGCCAAGACUGGCCUUAUAAAUUGUGAUAUAUUUUUACACGUACGUCUUGAAUCUUUUAAAAUAAUCCCUAAUGGAUGUCAACAUGAUUUAUUCUUGUUCGUUGAAUUAAUUCAUAUUAGUAACUCUUACAUAGCUUACUCAGAGUUUUGAAAUUGAAAUCAGGUGACAGUUAGAGUGCUAUAGCACAUUGUGUGUGCAUGUGAUCAAAUGUUUUUGGGUAUGGCGUAAUCGCCAUUACCAAAAACAUUUGAAUAUAAUACUGGGUUUAAUUGACUGGGUAGUAAUCUACCCAGUCAAUUAAAGUAUCCCGGUAAAGCUGGGCUUUUGGCUAUAUUUUACCUUUCCUUUCUCUUUCUCUUGCAGUAUAAAAAUAAACACUAAUUAAUUGAUUGUAGCUAAAUAGUCAGGCUUCAAUUUGUUGAAAGCAUGCACCAUCGGUUUGAUGCUUUCCGUCAAUCAGUCAAUAUUCCAUUUUAUUAAAUACAUAAUAACUGUAUUUUACUUUCGAUCUUAAUUUAUUUGACUAAAGGCUGGUUUUUCAGUCGUCAAGUAAAAAUAUCCAUCAAAAAAAUUAUAACCUGACAAUGUAAAAGUGAGAUAAAGUAACAACUUUAUAAAAACUACUGCAAUUUCUAAUU
Messenger RNA from Manduca sexta (tobacco hornworm), 2664 nucleotides. Its product is annotated as G-protein coupled receptor moody. Gene Ontology annotation, biological process: G protein-coupled receptor signaling pathway. Lineage: Eukaryota; Metazoa; Arthropoda; Insecta; Lepidoptera; Sphingidae. Bases 103 to 1197 code for a protein of 364 amino acids. The transcript has 3 exons. Gene Ontology annotation, molecular function: G protein-coupled receptor activity. The record is from RefSeq and is a predicted model, not a curated record. Gene Ontology annotation, cellular component: membrane.